AUGCAGAGCACAGAAAAGGAGGAGGUCAUCAAUAAAGAAAAUAUUCCUUCUGGCUUCAGUAGCAUUGAAGAGUGUAUAUUAAAUGCUCAGGAAGUGGAAAAAUGCCACGAGAACAGUUCUGGUUACAUUGGUGAAAGAAGUAAACCAAAACGUCAGAAAUCCAGCACCAAAUUAUCUGAGCUUAACGACAACCAAGAGAGUUCUUUGGCGAUGGAAACUUUUGGUUCCUUGAGACAUGUAGAUGGAAGAGGACCAGAUGAAAUGGAGGUGUUUUCUGAAGAAAGCAAAGAUGGCAAAAAUGAGGAUGAUUUGUUAAUGCACAAUCAGAGCUCAAGUAUGAAGAUCCAGGAGCAUCCCGGCGUUCCUGAAGUCAGAUUACAGAGGAGCCCAGAAAUUGACGGCCAGGAAGACACUUUCAUAUCGGAAGUGCCUCGUCUGGACUUGUCGAGCUUGUGCAGUGACAACUGGGAAG
Protobothrops mucrosquamatus (brown spotted pit viper) is the source of this 472-nucleotide messenger RNA. Its product is annotated as protein FAM13A-like. The record is from RefSeq and is a predicted model, not a curated record. The transcript is spliced from 5 exons. The annotation marks the transcript as partial. Lineage: Eukaryota; Metazoa; Chordata; Lepidosauria; Squamata; Viperidae.